AUGUUAGAAGAUCAAAUGGAAAGGGAUGGCAUCACAUAUUUAGCGGGAUGGGUAGCUUACAAGCACAAAGACUUACCAUGGCUUGGAAACCCAACAAGAGAAAGAAAAAAUACCUCUGCAGCUCAACUUCCAUCAUGGGUCCAACAAUUAUCCUUUGGUGGACUCAUGGAGCCCAGUCCUGAAUGGUUAAAUUCUGCCCUCCACAUUGAAAAAGUAUUUCAAGAAUUCCACAAGUCUGAAAUUUAUAAGGGUCCAAAUACUGUAAAAAAAUGUGUUUUCAAAGUAAUGUGUGAGAUCACUUCAAUACCUGAAAAUGUAAUCAAAACUUACAUUUUGCAGCGUACAAGAAUCCGAAUAAAAUUUCUUAAUGCAUAUGCAUUUGCUAGAAAACAGGAAGAAAAGACCAGAAAAGAAGAAGAAAAGAUCAGAAAACAAGAGGAGAAAGCUAAGAAAGAAGAAGAACAAAAAAGGAUAAGAGAAGAAAAAGCAGCCCUCAAAGAACUAAAACAAAGACAGAGGGAGGAGGCAAAGGUUGAGAGAGAGAAGCAGAAACAAAAACAGCAGGAUGAUAAGAAAAUAAUUCAAGAACAGAUAAGAAUUGCAAAUAAAGAGGGGAAGAAAAGGAAAUUAGAAGAAGCUAAAGCUGAGAAAGAGAAGAAAAGACAAAAGCUGGAGGAAGAAAAGAGGAAAAAACAAGAGGAAAUUAGACUGACAAGAGAAGAGGCCAAAAAGAGGAAAUCACAGGAAGUGAGAGCAGAACCAGCAAAGAAGAAGAAGCCCAAUGGUGCUUGCAAGGCUGCAAAUGAAGUUGUUCCGAGCGAAAGGAAGAGAGCUCGAAAAAUGAAGAAGCUCACAACCUGA
This is a messenger RNA of Frankliniella occidentalis (western flower thrips), 861 nucleotides long. RefSeq lists its product as uncharacterized. NCBI's taxonomy places the organism in Eukaryota, Metazoa, Arthropoda, Insecta, Thysanoptera, Thripidae. The record is from RefSeq and is a predicted model, not a curated record. The transcript has a single exon. Bases 1 to 861 code for a protein of 286 amino acids.